GAAUGCAGGCGAAAAGUAGCUGAGAUCUAAAAUCGUCAGUCGAACUCUUUCAUCAGUCGAGCUUGUGCAAAUUAAUUUAAUUUUCUGUGCUUUUAUUCUGAAAAUGGAAAAUACCGUAGCUUUGGAUGAUGUGGUGCUAAAUCCAUUGGCUAAUGCCAAUGGCAAGCGCAAUGCAGAGGAAGCCAACAACCUCGAGUCUGCCCCAAAGAAGCCAAGAAUUCGCAAAGGAAAUUCUCAGCGCUGGAACGAUAAGGAGAAUUCAAAUGAGCCUGUAGUGAUAGUUGACGAUCUUCCUGACAAUGGUCAGCAAGAGGCGGAGCGUGUGAAUCAAUCAAAAAUGUUUCGUGCUCGUGUUGCUGGCAAUGUUGGCGCUCAAGCUGAGCAGCGCCUUGCAUCGCGCAUUGGAUCCCGUCGUGAAUCGUGCUGUGGAGGUGGCUAUGGCGGUGGUAGCGGAGAUCACGGUGCUGAUGCUGACGUCGGUCGUUAUUCACACGGAGGCGGUGGUGAUGGCGCGUUCUGA
Molecule: messenger RNA, 520 nt
Organism: Drosophila arizonae
Lineage: Eukaryota; Metazoa; Arthropoda; Insecta; Diptera; Drosophilidae
Product: protein no-on-transient A-like
Molecular function (GO): RNA binding
Source: RefSeq, a predicted model, not a curated record